Molecule: messenger RNA, 6817 nt
Organism: Anguilla rostrata (American eel)
Lineage: Eukaryota; Metazoa; Chordata; Actinopteri; Anguilliformes; Anguillidae
Gene: inppl1b
Product: inositol polyphosphate phosphatase-like 1b
Exons: 27
Coding region: 1328-5020 (1230 amino acids)
Biological process (GO): phosphatidylinositol dephosphorylation; regulation of immune response; negative regulation of insulin-like growth factor receptor signaling pathway
Cellular component (GO): cytosol
Molecular function (GO): inositol-polyphosphate 5-phosphatase activity; protein binding
Source: RefSeq, a predicted model, not a curated record
GCCUGGGUCGGAGGCCGCAGUCCGGGAAAGUUUCGCACACCAGUGACAAAGUGAAGCCACUCAGAGGAAUUCACAGUCUCGACGCGUCUGUUUUUUUUCUUUCCUUUUUCCUUUUUCUCUUCCUCCCCCUUACUCACUCUCUCUGUCUGUCUCACUCUCUCUCUGUGUCUCUCUCGCCCUCCCUCUCUCUCUCUCUCUCUCUCUCUCUUUUCUUCUUGCUGCAUGUCAUCUGGAGCGGAGAGCCGCUUCCUCCGUCUGCUUCGCGCUCGUCAGCGACGUUCCGCCCCAGACGCCGUGGACUCCUGACCUCGGGACCGGGGGGGAAAGGGGUGCGAGGAGCGUGCGCUCGGGGGAAGGGCAGGGACCCCGCUGGCUCCCCUUCUGGGUAGGCGAAACGCUCAGAUAACUGUUUUGGGACAGUUGCGGAGGGGAGAGGGGGAGAGAGAGAUCUGGCUGUGGGACAUCUGCAGAGGAAGCUAAGCGAUCAGCUGAUCUGUUGUCGAGGGGUGUUCCCUGCCCUUAUAAGGAGAAGGGACGGUGAAAUCAUUUAGUUUUGACCCGUUUCUGAGGCGCGCGGCGCUGCUCCUUUUUUCGGCGCACGCUUCCCGCCACGGUCUCCGGAGCCGGCCGCGUGGAGAGAGGCGUUCCGCCUCGGUCUCGGCUCGCGCCUUUUUUAAAAUAAUCCUCCGUGUUUUCUUUGGGCACAAGGGCCCUUUUUGUUUGGUGGGGGGACAACAGGAACUUUUGUUGCCGUGGCGAGAGGGCGCCGGGGGAUCGGGACCAGGCCGCGUCCCGGCCGCUCGCUCUGUCUCCUUCGCCGCGGGCUCCCUCGCGGGAACAUCUGGAAUGCCGCGCGGUCCUCGCAGGGCCUGAACGCACCCCGCGGGCCGCGGACCCACGCCGGAGGGAGGGAGGGAGGGAGGCGUGCUCGGCGCUCGGAAUGGAGCGUGACCCGCUCGCCGUCUGACCUGCCCGCGAGCGCCAUGGCAGGCGUGGCUGAAGAGCCCACGCCGCGCCGGUGAAGAGCUGCGGCCGGCGUUGACAGGUGUCAGCGUUAAGGAUUAAACCCCCCCCCACGCCUCUCUCUCUCUCUCGACCCUGCCCGCCUCCCAGGACUGACCUGAACAUCUGGAGGUGCCAUGAAACAGGUCUCCACAGCAACCCCCCUACGCCUGCUCUGCCCCGACCACGUUUCCUUCACGUCUCCUGCCGACUGGACUACGUCGUUUCCCGGAAUCCCCCCUUGUCCGGCUCCACGAUCCUCUCCCCCGUCUUCCUCCUCCCCCGCCUCGGAGGUGCCCCCCCUCGCUCCAGGCAGGGCGUCGCCAUGGCGACGGCCGCCUGGUAUCACCGGGACAUCAGCCGCGUGUGCGCGGAGGACCUGCUGGCCCGCGCGGGGAGGGACGGGAGCUUCCUGGUGAGGGACAGCGAGUCUGUGCCCGGAGCCUAUGCCCUCUGUCUCCUGUUCCAGCGGCAUGUUCACACUUACCGCAUUCUCCCGGACCCAGAGGGCCUGCUGGCGGUCCAGACAUCCCAGGGGGUACAAACCAACUGUUUCCGCACACUUGGGGACCUGGUGUUGGGGUACCAGCAGCCACACAAGGGGCUGGUCACACCCCUGCUUUACCCUGUGGGACGGGAGACUGAACCCGGGGACGAGAGCUCAGAUGAUGAGAAGCCUGGUGUGACGUGGACGUCUGGUCCCGGCCCACCCCCAGCCAACACGGUGCCCCCCCAAGGAACUUCUGUGACCCCCGGCCUCCAUCUACUCCUCCUCCAGAGGCUGCAGGAGAUCACUGUACCCAGCAUGGCCAAUGAGCUGGUAGGACUGCUGAGCGAAUACCUGCGCAGUGAGCUUCCCCAGGACCUGGAGGGCCUGCGCAAAGGAGGGACGGGACUGCGCAACCUGCAGCGCACUCUGGGCACUGCCUGCGAGAGUCUGCACAGUGAGAUUGACCUGACCUUGUCCAGCCUGGAGACUCUGGCCAAAGUGUUUGACCAUCCUGCCUGUCCCUUGACCAGUCUUAAGACGCAGAGCAUGGGGAAGGGGACGGAGGUGGAUAUGGAGAGUCUGGUGUGUAAGAUCUCAGCCCUGUGUAGCCUGCUGUCCUCCCUGGAGAAGAGGGUGCUGAAGGCUCUGCAGGACGCUGUGGCCAAUCACAAUCUGGCAGCACAGCCGGCUCCGCCCCCUGAGCCCACCCCUGCAGUGAAGACUUCUGCGAGGCCCGUGCCUGUCCAUUCCUUUCAGGUGAAGAUUGUCCAUUAUGGCAGACAGACCGUGUCAGUGGAUGUUGACAACGGAGUUUUGCUGUUUGACAAAAAAUCUGGGGCUUUCGGUGUGGAAACUCUGUCACAAGACAGGAUUCUACAGCUGGUGAAGUUUCAGAGCAGUCCAGCAAGGCUGCGAAUGAUUGUGGACAGUCACAGAAACGUCCCACGGGAGCUGCUGUUCGAGAGCACGCGGAAGCGGGACGCCUUCUGCCUGCUGCUCCAGCUAAUGAAGACCCGGCACUCCAAGCUGAGCGAACCGGAUCUCAUCUCCGUAUUCGUGGGCAGCUGGAACAUGGGUGGAUCCCCGCCACCCCGCAGCCUGCAGUCCUGGGUGACCUGCCAGGGCCUCGGCCGCGUCCUGGACGAAACAGUGGCGGCGCUCCCGCACGACGUGUACGCCCUGGGCACUCAGGAGAGCACGCAGGGGGAGAGGGAGUGGGCGGAGCAAAUCAAGGCCACGCUCCGCAGCGUCACGCACAUCGACUUCAAACUGGUGGCGCUCCAGUCACUGUGGAACAUCAGGCUGGCUGUGUUUGUGAAGCCGGAGCACGAGAGCCGUAUCAGCCAUGUGAACGUGGCGAACGUCAAGACUGGCCUGGCGAACACUCUGGGAAACAAGGGGGCUGUGGGGGUCUCUUUCCUGUUCAAUGGUACCUCUUUCGGCUUUGUCAACUGCCAUCUGACCUCUGGCAGUGAGAAAAUUCUCAGGCGGAACCAGAACUUCCAGGACAUCCUGCGGCUGCUUUCCCUGGGAGACAGGCAGCUGAGCGCCUUCGACAUCAGCCUGCGCUUCACCCACCUCUUCUGGUGCGGAGAUCUCAACUACAGGCUGGACCUGGACGUGCAGGACAUUCUGAGACAUGUCUCCAAGAGGGAGUUCAGUGACCUGAUGUGCGCGGACCAGCUGACCCGCGAGCGCCACAAGAGGAAGGCCUUCCUUAACUUCAAUGAAGAGCAGAUCUUGUUUCCACCAACCUAUCGCUACGAGCGAGGUUCCAGAGACUGCUACCUCUGGCAGAAGUACAAAACCACAGGGGUGAGGGUGAAUGUGCCGUCGUGGUGUGACCGCGUGCUGUGGAAGUCCUACCCACAGACCCACAUCCACUGCACCUCUUACGGCUGCACUGAUGACAUCAUAACCAGUGACCACUCACCUGUCUUUGCAACAUUCCAAGUUGGGGUGACAUCACAGUUUAUUUCCAAGACAGACCCAGGGUCGAGCGCGGAGAAGGCCUGGAUCGAGUUGGAGGGCAUUGAGGCGAUUGUGAAGACAUCCAGCAAAGCCAAGUUCUUCAUUGAGUUUCACUCAUACUGCUUUGAAGAGUUCCGGCGUUCCAGUGAGAAUGACUCACAAAGCUGUGAGGUGCCAGGGUUCCUGAAGCUGGGCUGGUCCUCCAAGCAGAUGCCGAAGCUCAUCCCCAUCGUCUCAGACUUGGAGUGUCUACAGGACCAGCACCUGCUGUUGUCCAUCAAGUCAUGUGACGGGUUUGAGUCAUAUGGGGAGUGCUGUGUAGCGCUGCGCUCUCUCAUUGGCAACGCGGCGGAGCAGUUUGAGACGUUCCUGACUCACCGCGGGGAGGAGAUGGGCUCCAUCCGGGGCCGUGUGCGGGUGCACGUGCCCAGGGAUCGCCGCCGCACCCGGGAGAAGACCUACGAAUGGUUUUGCUUCGAAAAAGAAGAGAAGGCCUCUGUGAAAGCCCAUUUGUCACCCCCGACGACACGAGCACCCACUGCACGUGUCGCAGUGGCUCCGCCUCCUACAUCAGCUCCCAGCAGCUACACCAACCCUGCCUACUUCAUUUUCGAGGGCGUGCCUGUCCUGCGCAGGGCACAGGAGGCCCCAGCCCCUCGGCGGGACCCCUCGGUGGUCUGGGCCAAGGACUCUGUCCUGCAGCUGCCCCGGCUGUUGGGCCGGGGUCAGGACGCCAAGGCCCCCCGCCGGUCCGACUUCACGGAGAUCGAGAUCCCGGGGUGCCUCCCCCAGUUUCACUCUUCCAAUGAGCGCCAUCCCCACCCUCAACCUCAACCCCAGCCCGGAUCCUCCUACCAGCUCUUUCCAGCUCAGGACAAACCCCCCAUGAUCCACUCCCCAGGGGGGUCCCCAAACAGCAGCCUCCAGUCCAGGGAGCGGGCCCCCUGCAGGGAUGCCCACAGAGACCAGAGGAGCGUGUACCAGAACCCCCCUGUCCUCGCCCGUGAGACUGCCCGGUUGUACAAGGAGACCUCCAGGAAGGACCGUCCCAGAAUACACCAAGACCGGCCCCUCUCUGUCCGCAAGGGACCCCCCCUCUACCCCUACGUGUCCACCAGGGUGCCCCAUUGCGAGCCAGUGAACCCCUGGCUGCUGGAGCCAUCGCAGGUGGGACCUCCAGGGGACAACUCCCUCACCGCCCUGCAAAUUGCCAAGUCCCUCAGUGAGGUGGACUUCCUGCCUGUGGACAGGAAAUUAUCCGGCCGCCAGAAUGUGAUUAGCCGACAGAGAGACCUGGGGUAUGAUCUGGCUGUCACAACGGAGAGGGCUUACUGCUGGGAGAAAGAGGUGUCGGUACUGCACGGGGCCCCAGAGACAGUGCGAGAGCUCCUAUGCACCCUGGGUCUGCAGCGCUACACUCUGGGGCUCAGCCUCAGCGGCUGGGACGACCUGGAUUACUUCAGUGGGAUCACUGAAGAAGACCUCCAGGCAGCUGGAGUGACCAACCCUUCUCACCGCAGGAGGAUUCUGGAGAACCUGCCCAGGAUUUGGGAUUGAAGAGGGGGGGGGGGGGGGUGGUCCCAGGACAAGCCAAGACAGCAACGGGGUCCACACAGUGUCCUGCUGCAGCAUCUGUGCCUUCCUGGAGUCUUUCAACCCAGGACAGCAGGGUCAGGAUGGACCAAGCAGGAACCUUGCACAGAAGUUCUCAUUACAUGUGAGACUGAUCUGAGGAAACUGGCACCACUGACACAGACCUGAGAAUAUCCACUGAGAACUCCUCUCAGUCCUGUGUUUGGGGGAAGGGUGUGUUGCAUUCUUUUUUGUAGUAAAUCUCAAUUUGAGUUGAUAGUUUCUUACCUGUGCUACCUUUUUUAACCAAUGUAAAACAAACCCUUGGUAGUCUGAUAAUCACAAAAAUUGCUGACAUUAAAAUCAAAAGUGGGGUAGCCAACCCACCCUUUACCAUGAUACUGACUGAGAUGUUUAUCAGUCUGAGAACACAUAAGAUAUUCAGUGAAAGUAAAAAAAAUUUUUGUAUGGUGUGUCGGGAAACGUUGUGGUUUUUCCACAAAAAACAGUCAAGUGUUUUUCUAUUUACACAACCUCCAAUGACUCAUUCAUCUCAACCACACUAUUCUGUGAAAGACAUCAGGUGCAAUUUGAAUUCAGCAGAAGUUCCUGUUUAGUGAAGAUACAGAUGCUCAACCUAUUACUGGUCUGUGUGCUCAUUUGUUUUCACAUCUUUUGAAAGAGCUGAGAUAGCCCUCAGGAUCUAACACACAAGUAAACAUGUUCUAUUGUACAAUUUAAUAUUGCCUUUAAAGUUUAUCUUAUGCCUGAUUCCGAGUUAUAUGAUAAGCAGGCACAUGAGUCUUAUGACUGUUUCUGACAGACUAUGACAAUUUUUUUAUGACUAUCAGAUAGCACACAAACCCACACACACACACACACGGUCAGUGGAAUCGAAAGUGAAAAAAAACUGACCUCUGUUGAGUUCCUCAACUUCCCACUCUGAAUGAGCUUCCUGUAUUUGGUUUCACUCAACACCACUGCCUUUGGAGGGGCCAAACAAAAUUUGACCUUUUUUGCUUUGUUGCCAGUGCCUCCUUUCUCUAGACCUCACUUCCAUCUUUAACACUGAUUAAGAAAUCAACAUUACUCAGGCUAUCUCUGUCCUAAGCCACUCCUUAUUUACACAGGCUCCUUGGCAUGAAUUAUGGUUGCAACUCAUCCUGGAAUUAUUUCCUUUGUUGUUGUUUAUUUCCAAUUUUUCUCCUCAGUUUUUUUUUUUUUUUUUCUUGAGUGCCUUAUUGAAAAUAUAGGCCCAAACCCAUUGCUGCAGCUUUGGAACAGCGUGAACUGCUGCAGUUAUUGUGCCGGAGGACUGCAUCCCAGACACGAGAGGUGACCUGCCUGAUGACACCCUCCCUCCCUUGAUGACAUUGUGGUCAACUGUUCGUUGCCCGGCAAGAUUGCCAGAUCUGGAUGGUAACUGGCUCAGUCCAGACGUCGCUCUGUAGCGAAAGUGAAAUUCAGUUAUUUGCUCAGGGAGCUUCCUUGACUUCCUCCUUGACAUGUUUUCACAGCACUGGAGUAAGUGCUGUGUACUUUCAUUAUGACCUCUCAAAUGUAGGAAAUUGCCCAUGAGUCCUCACAAAUAUGCAUGGUGGUGUUUGAAAUUUUUGGGAAACAAUCUACUUUCAAAUCAAUCGCUUUGGGUGAUUUGAGUUUUUCAAAUACGUAAGCCUGAAUAGUCUUGCUUUACCCAUGGACUUACAGGCACAGCCCUGCCAUUGUGACCAAACCGAAAAGGACCAGGGAUUAAAUAAAGAUGCUUAUCUGUGAUCCAAA